Molecule: messenger RNA, 4339 nt
Organism: Anopheles coustani
Lineage: Eukaryota; Metazoa; Arthropoda; Insecta; Diptera; Culicidae
Exons: 4
Coding region: 7-2874 (955 amino acids)
Biological process (GO): regulation of DNA-templated transcription
Cellular component (GO): NuA4 histone acetyltransferase complex
Source: RefSeq, a predicted model, not a curated record
GCCAAAAUGCUACAUUUGGAGGAUUACCUUGAAAUGAUCGAGCAUCUACCCCAGGAGCUUCGGGAUAGGUUCACGGAAAUGCGUGAGAUGGAUUUAACUGUCCAAAAUAACACUGAUGCCCUGGAUAAACGGGCCCGUUCACUAUUUCAACAGUGUCGCAGAGGGGAACUACCAACUGCAGCGGCGGAUGCAGAGUUCAACGCAAUUCGAGGCGACUACUACCGCGUGCUGGAUGAUUCUGAUGAGAAAAUCCAACUGUCAGGGCAGAUGUACGAUUUGGUUGAACGAUAUGUGCGCCGUCUCGACACCGAGCUGUACAAAUUCAAGUGUGAGCUGGAAGCGGAUCACAAUGGCAUCACAGAAAUACUUGAAAAACGUUCGUUAGAGCUCGACAGCAAUGCUACGUCGAACGGUGGCACGAACCAGAAGGAAAACCGUUUCUAUGACGCCCAGCAUUCGUACUCCGGAACAUCUUCCGGGCGCUCGGAUAGUCGCUACAAGUCGAAGCCGGUAAAGCGCCGUGAGAGCGUGGCCGUCACUGCUGCCGAAAAGCGUGCCGCUGCUGCAGCAGUGGCUGCAGCGGCCGCGGCAGCAUCCGGAGCUAGCACAUCGAAUGUUGCUCCGAUCAUGAAUGCGCACAUUCGUCCGACGACCCCGGGCACGGCGGUACCUGCCAGUAUUGUGUCGGGCACGAUCGUUAUCCCUCCGGCUGUGAAUGUUGGUGUGCACGCUUCAUCUACUACACCGAACGUAUCAUCCUACAAUUUGCCAAAUUUUUCUCCGGCGGGAAAUGCAAUUGCUGCCGCUGCAAGCCAGGCGAUCGCUCAAACGCAACAAAUGCAGCAGGGUCGUCGAACGGCCAGUCUGAAGGCAUCGUACGAAGCGAUUGGCGCAAUGGGAUCGCAAGAGCUGCUGAUCAAUAGUGAGCUGGCGGGGGCCACGCACAACGCGCUGCAGGCAGUUGAGCGAGAGUCGAGCGUUUUCUCGAACCAGCGACGUACGAAGAAGAAAGGUCUUACGAGCACGCCAAACACUGCAAACACCAGUGCGGCGGGUGGUGUGCGGGGCACAACUACCACGACCCUGCUUUCAAGCAAUUCGAUUGUAACGCCGAUACUCACCACUACCCCUACUCUGCCGAAUCAAACGCCGUUUGCAAUUUUAGGCCAGCAAACAACCACGUUGCAGCAGCAACAGCAACAGCAGCAGGUUGGAACGGUCCAAGUGACACAGCCGCUUGUGCAGCCACAACAGCAGCCGCAAAAGGGGCCUACCCUGGUGCCGUACAUAAUGGGCACCAAUGGGCCAAUCGCGGUGCAGCAGCAAAUACAUCUGCACCAUUCGAACGCGCAAGUUCCUUUACAGCACCUGCAGCAAGUAUCGCACCAGCAACCGUUGUUGCAACAGCUUGCGGUCCAACAACAAGCGACGCAGCAAACUGUACAACAGCCGACGGCGAUGAAACAGGAGUUGCUUCCUCAGCAAAUUCAGCAGCUCGGCAACAUUCAGAAUGCGCAGCAGAAGCACAUUCUCUUACCAACCACACCGCAGCAGGCACAGCAAAGGCUACCGCACCCACAGCAGCCGCAGCAGCAGCAAUUCCAACAGUCGCUGCAAUCACCGCAAACGUUGGCACCGCAGUUGCUGCAGCAGCAACAACCGCAGCAACCGGUUCCGGCAAGUUCCCAGCAGUCGGGUCAACAGCAGCAGCUGCCAAUGCAGACGCUCGCGCAGCCGCAGCUGAUACAAGCGCAAGGCGGGUCCCAUUCGUUGCCACUGGCGCCGGUGCCGGUGCAGCCCACGUUGAAAACGCGCCCAGGAUGGAAAACUAUCACGAAGCCUACAUUACGCCGCUAUAUCCCUGGGCAAACUCCGCACAUCUUACAACGGCAGGUGGUCCAUCUGCAGCCACAGCAGCAAACACAAUUCCAGCAAAUACAGCAACAGCAGCAGCACCAUCAUUUGCAGAUGGUACAGCAGCAUCUGCAGCAAACGCAGCAGAUAGGGCAGCAUCAGUUGCAGAUAACUCAACAGCAGCAGACUCCGCAACAACAACAACAACAGCAGCAGCAGCAGCAGGCUCAGCAACAGCAGCAGCUGCCUCAGCAACAGCAGCAGCUGCCUCAGCAGUUGCAAACAUCUCAGCAGCAACAGCAUCACCAUCAGCUGCUCGAUAUGCAGCAACAAAAGGAUUCGCAACUGCAGCAGGCAAUCCAACAACAGCAGCAGGUUUUGCAACAGCAGCAGCAGUUGCUGCAGCAGACCCAGCAACAGCCACAGCUUCAAGUCCACCAUCUGAUACAACAGCAGCAACAGCAGUUGACUCAAAAGCAGCUGUCGCAACAGCAACAAAAGGUGGUACAACAACAGCAGCAGCAACAGCAGACGGCGCAACCGCAGCAGCAAUUUCUUGCUGGUCCCGCUGGAUCGUCGGCGUCCGCUGUUCUUGCGAAUACGGCAUCGACGAUGGAACUGCUGCCUUCCUCCACUGCAACCUCAGCGUCAACGGCGUCGGUCAGCUCGUUGGACGGCAGUCGGGGGGAAGUCACCAAAGGCGCCAGCACCAGCGGCGCAGGUAGCACCACCCUGACUGCCUCCAGCGGCUCCAGCACCUCCGGCUCGGUCGUCUUGAACGAGUCUGGGAUGGUGGUCGAACAAACGCCCGAAGGUGAGUGGUCUUACGAUCCAAACGAACCUCGUUACUGCAUUUGCAAUCAAGUUUCCUACGGCGACAUGGUGGCCUGUGACAACGAAGACUGCCCAUUCGAGUGGUUCCACUAUCCGUGCGUUAAUAUAACGUCCUCCCCGAAGGGCAAGUGGUACUGCCCGCAAUGUAGCAGCUCGAUGAAAAGACGGGCCUCCCGCAAGAACUAACGCUGACCGGCAGCGAGGAAUCGUUAGAUUUUAAUUUUCCUUAUCCUAUCCAUACAGUCAACUCCGCUUAGAUCAAUUUUUCAACCAUAUUCGAGUGAUGUCAGGUUGAGUGCUUGUGAUUGGAAAGAUGCUUUUAGGAGCAAUCGAGUGGAAACCUUCGGACAUCGUUUCCAUGGCCAAUUCAAUACGUUCAUGUUAAACCGGGUUCUCUUUCUUUUGACCUAUGAUACAACAUUUUCCACCUUAUAAUUCCAAGAUUGCAGCAAUAAACUAACUCGUGUUGCAAUCUUGGAAUGAUAAGGUGGAGAAGACUGUAACAAGUAAGUUCCCACUUAACGCACUUGUUUUAUCACAGGCUUUAGAAAAAGAUGUAAACAUGGACGAAUUGAAUUGGUCAUGUACACGGUGUAAUCCGUUUUACGGUUCUUGUGCUUUUCCAUAGAACUUACAGCAAGUUCCUUCCCAAGCCGGGUUUUAGUUGCCUAAGCUCUGCAUGACACGCCGUGAAUAGUCGUAUGCUUUUACCAAGCAAUAGCCACUCUCUGUAAUUCGGCACAAGUGGUAAGUGUUGUGCAUUACAGAGGUGCGCAGUUGCUUGUUAAACACCUACGUCUUGUGAUGAGCGUUUUGCGACCUCUUUGGUACCUAAACCUAUGGGAGAUCUUGUGCAAAUUUAAAGUGCUAAUUAAACAUUCAUCCAAAAUAAAUUCUCUUUAUGAAUUUCCCAUAACAUAAUGCAAUAAUUUGAAACUAAGUGUAUAUAUAUAAUUUAUUAUCGAAUUUUAUAUUUAAUAUCAACUGCCUGCUAGUUUUAUGUGUUGGUUUGUUCCACUAGUGUUUUAGUGAUCAAAUCGAAUCAAUUAUUAAUCAGUGUUUUAGCUUAAAGUAUCAUGUUUCGACUUUCGAACACCGAGCGGCAGCAAAAAGCAAACAAAAAAAGUGCCAAGAACCGAAACGGGAAGAGAUUUUGUUCCAUCUCCUUCCAAAACGGCUAUGCUUUGAUUCCACUUUUUUUUAAUGUGAUAAUAUCUGUUCGCCUUGGCGAGCACCUGAUUGUAUAUAUGAAUGUUUAUGUUCCAAUGUAUUUGCUAAUGUUUUUUUAAGCAAAGCAACAGGAGUGACUUGUUGAUGUACCUUUCACAACAACAAGACCUCCUGCGUGGUCGAGGGCGUUGACUGUAUUUUCAUUUUCGUUCUUAAACAUCGAGUGUGCUAUAAUAUAAUAAAUAAACAUAAUCUCUAUAAAAAGAACCGAUUUUCAUCAAUACAAGGCGGAGGGCUACAAGUUGGUUUGUAGUUCUGGUAGAUGACAAAAUGAAAAAAAAAACAUAAAAAAAGGUGGCAAGGUAAAAAGGCGAGUCACUGCUAAAGCGACAUUUGCGAAUAUAGGUGGAUCGAACGAUGGAAUUAACUACGAAUUCGAGAAAUUGAAAGGAACAAAGUACUGAGUAUGUUAAACACUCCG